This is a messenger RNA of Quercus robur (English oak), 657 nucleotides long. RefSeq lists its product as uncharacterized. Lineage: Eukaryota; Viridiplantae; Streptophyta; Magnoliopsida; Fagales; Fagaceae. The coding region runs from base 1 to 657 and encodes 218 amino acids. The record is from RefSeq and is a predicted model, not a curated record. The transcript has a single exon.
AUGUGUACUAGAUUUUGGUGGGGUCAAACGGGAGAUGAAAGGAAGAUUCACUGGAAAAAUUGGGGGGCAUUAUGCUUACCUAAACGUGAAGGUGGAAUGGGUUUCCGGGACUUGCAGGAUUUCAAUUUAGCUAUGCUUGCUAAGCAAGGGUGGAGAUUGAUUCAAGAAAAAGACUAUCUGCUCUACAGGUGUUUUAAGGCACGGUAUUUCCCACAGUUUAAUUUUUUGGAUGCUUCGGAUGUCCCUAACAGCUCCUAUGUGUGGAAGAGCUUAAUGGCAGCACAAACUAUUUUGAAAAAGGGGUGUUGUUGGAGGGUGGGUGAUGGGUCUGCAAUUAGGGUCACUUCUGAUAAGUGGAUACCGAAUCAAGUCACAAAUCGUGUACUGUACCCACCAGUGGAGGAAGAGUGGGAGUGGCGUGUUUCAGACCUCAUUGAUUGCAGGACAAACUCUUGGGACCGUGAGGAGGUAAUGUCUAAAUUCCAGAGGUCAGAUGCAGAGGCAAUCCUUCAAAUUCCCUUAAGCCGUAGACAGGUCCCUGAUGUAAUUUUCUGGCUUCAUACAAAGAGUGGUGAAUAUACGGUGAAAUCCGGAUAUCACACCGCAAGGUUAAUUUCCAAGCAGGAAGCAGAUAAGGGAGAGAGUUCAGGGGGGUGA